GGGGCCACAAGCGGCGCGAGUGCGCAGUCCGGCCUCGUUAUCAGUGAGGUGACGUCAUCGAGAACGGGCUUCGGACGGAGAUGCGUUUCGUCUUCGCGUUUUAUCACGGAUAAGUUAAUAUUUCCAGUUUCUCAGUAACAUGAUAACCGAGCGAGAGGUAGUGCAGAAGUUCACACCAAGUUGCAAAGAGUUGUAAAUUGGGGUUAUUUUCACAUGAUGUUGGGGCCCUGGGCAGUUAGGGAGGAGGGGGUGUGGCCUGGGCCCCCAUCUGGAGCAGAUGGAUAGAUAGAUAGAUAGAUAGAUAGAUAGAUAGAUAGAAACUUUAUUAAUGAUCCCUUAGGAAAUUGAGAAAAUGCCCCAAAAUAAGACCUGACGAUGCCAGUCGCACCCCAUGUUGACUGAAGCUGAUGACCACCUGCCAUGGUGGAUGAGACGUACUUAAGUGAAAUGGGACAUCAAGUUGACACUCAUCUACAAUGAGGCUUGUCUACAGCUCACAGGGGGUCUUCACAGGAGCCCCAGAAGAAAACUUUUCAUCAUCAACUCGUGGGGUUCCUCCUUGCAGAAGGCAGUACGCUUCCAAGGUCCUGGCAACUUUUAUCGUUUUCGCAGAGGAGGUUUGUGAUAAGAGGACUCCAACUCCUCCAUGGCUGAUGACAGGAUUGCAGGAUGGUCUGAGCAGGAGUGGGGAUAUGAAGAAGGUGUGGAGUGGGGCCUCCUAUUCCCCCAGGCCAAUGGUGACUACCAAUCGCCCAUCAACCUGAACUCUCGUGAGGCCUUCUACGACCCGACACUGCUGCAGACCAGGCUGACGUCCACCUACAUCAUGUGUCGGGACUGUGAGGUCAUCAAUGACGGGCGGACCUUGCACAUCAUGCUCAAGUCCAAAUCGGUGGUAACAGGGGGGCCACUUCCUAGCCAGCACGAGUAUGAGCUGCAUGAGGUGCGCUUCCACUGGGGCAAAGAGAACCAGCGUGGCUCGGAGCACACCGUCAAUUUUAAGGCGUUCCCCAUGGAGCUUCAGCUCAUUCACUGGAACUCGACUCUCUUCAGCAGCAUUGAAGAGGCCCUGGGCCAUAAACAUGGAGUCCUCAUCGUCGCACUGUUUGUGCAGGUACUCCUCCCACUGGUGGUCUCAAAGACACAUGAUUCAUCACCACGUGGUGUCAAGAUCGGGAAAGAACACCAGGGCCUGAGGGCAAUCACUGACGUUCUACAGGACCUGCAAUACAAGGGCAAGAUGAAGACGAUCCCCUGUUUCAACCCCAACACACUGCUCCCUGACCCCCUUCUACGAGAUUACUGGGUGUACGAGGGCUCUCUGACCGCACCUCCCUGCAGUGAGAAUGUCACCUGGAUACUGUACCGCUACCCCCUGACCAUCUCCCAGGUCCAGAUGGAGGAAUUCCGGAGGCUGCGAUCCCAUGAAAAGGGGGUGGAGCUUAUGGAGGGCAGCGAUGGUCUGCUGGGGGACAACUUCCGGCCGACGCAGCCGCUCAACGACAGGGUGAUCAGGGCUGCCUUCCAGUAGAGUCUUGGGGAAGGAGGAGUAGGGGCUGGAAGGAGUUAAAGAGGCACCGUAUGAACCUACAUGUGUUGGACAGCUAUGCUCACCAGUGAGAUCUCAAAGUCACCCCAAUUUGGUUUCAGCAAGAAAAAAAUUCAGAACAGGAAUGUAUGCUCCGACUGCAGAUGUUAAUGUUUCCAUUAUGUACUGACAGUGGAGCUGAAUAAACUGUUCAGAAUGUGGUGAAACGUCACCGUGGGUCCCGCAGCACCGAGAACUUGUGUGUGAGAUUCAUUUUACAAUGAUUCUCAGAUGUUUUUAGACAUCGCAGGGGAAGAACCCGCAGGCCUCCAAAUGACAAACUCAUCCGAAUAUUUAAUAACAUGAGCCACUGCUCACCUUGACAGAAGCAGUCCCUCAUUUUGCAUCUUAUGCUCUCAGACUGCCAGCCCACAUCCACUUCUGAAAGCCACACCCACAAGUGGGGGAGCAGGUUCAUGGGAAAUAGUUUUGUUUUUCCACACUCAAUGAUGUAGAAUUAUGGAGGAUGUUAAAGUGCAAUAAUAACAAACACAACAUGCAAAAGUCAGCUGUACUGUAGAUACCCGUUUAUGCUUUUCUCUAAAGAGAUACACUGCUCCCCCUCACACGGUGGCCUAACAGCUAAGGGUACAGUGGAUUUCUAUAUCUAUUAUGUGGAGAGGAGGCCACAAAACAGGACCCCUGGCAUAGGGCGCAUCCCAUC
Molecule: messenger RNA, 2252 nt
Organism: Scleropages formosus (Asian bonytongue)
Lineage: Eukaryota; Metazoa; Chordata; Actinopteri; Osteoglossiformes; Osteoglossidae
Product: carbonic anhydrase-related protein-like
Exons: 9
Coding region: 647-1531 (294 amino acids)
Molecular function (GO): carbonate dehydratase activity; zinc ion binding
Source: RefSeq, a predicted model, not a curated record